GUGAGUGAGUGACAGUGUUUCAAAACCUAGCUUAAGCUACAACAGAAGCAACCAUGGCGAAUAGAAGGUGCCUGCAAGCUCUAACGCGCCAAGCACAAGCUACAAACUUUCUCUUCACAAACCCAUCAUCAUUCUCUGUGCCCCCUUUUACAAACCCACCUCUUAUCCCUAACCUUUCAUCAACCCUUCUUCCCAUUUUCACCAAUUCCAGACCCACCUCUGCUUUUGCACAAUGGUCUCACCUACGCUAUUUCUCUUCCACCAAACAAGAUGAUCACAUCAACAAAGGCAAUAAUGAAGAAGUAGAAGAUGAAGAUGAUGAUGAUUAUGAUUAUGACGAUGAAGAAGAAGAAGAAGAGGAGGAGGAGGAAGAAGGUUUUGUUUCGGUGUCAAGGGGAAAAAAGGUGUAUACGGCGGAGGAGAAGGAAGCAGAAGCAGUGGCAAUUGGGUACAAAGUAAUGGAACCCCUUAACAAGAACGAUCAAGUUUUUAAGCCCUACGAGCCUGUUUUCGCUGUUGUUCAGAUUGGUUCGCACCAGUUUAAAGUAAGCAACGGGGACAGCAUUUUCACUGAAAGAUUGAAAUUUUGCGAAGUGAAUGAUAAGUUGAUUCUAAACAAAGUUUUGUUGCUUGGCUCCGCUAGUCAGACAAUUAUUGGCAGACCCAUAGUGCCAGAUUCGGCUGUUCAUGCUGUUGUUGAGGAACAUGCACUUGAUGCAAAGGUAAUUAUUUUUAAGAAAAAGAGAAGAAAGAAUUACCGAAGAACCAAAGGACAUCGCCAGGAGUUGACCAAGUUAAGGAUAACUGAUAUUCAAGGAAUUGAGAAACCGAAAAAUGUAUUAGCUGAAAAGCCUUCAAAAGCUGCUAAGAAGGAACGGGAAAAGGUUGCAGUUACUGCUUAAAAAGGAUGUAUACCCUUGGCCGUUGACAGUAAUUGCUAUCUGUAUGUCUCAAUGAGUUUUGCCAGUUGGAUGCUAUGUAAUGAGCAUAAUUGUAUUGCUGAUAAGCUCCAUUUACGUGCGCAACUUCAUGUUAGGUGGAAAUGGUCAACCAUCUGCUAGGUGUGGUUUUGUAGGAUUGAUUACACAAAAUUUUUCCUUUCCCUUUGUAAUGCUAUAUUUAGUGGUUCAAUGUUUGAAAAUGAAUUCAUUCAUUCUUAAACAGGUUUCAUGGUCUCAAGAAAUUUAGUAUUUACUCCCGGAUUCUAUUUAGUUGAAAGCAUGAUACUAUAUCAUGCAUUGUACCGACUUCUGACAAAAAUAAAGUAUGCAAACUUCAUCUUUCACAUCCUGUGCAGG
This is a messenger RNA of Gastrolobium bilobum, 1298 nucleotides long. RefSeq names its product large ribosomal subunit protein bL21m. The transcript is spliced from 5 exons. Gene Ontology annotation, biological process: translation. Gene Ontology annotation, cellular component: ribosome. Bases 54 to 902 code for a protein of 282 amino acids. Gene Ontology annotation, molecular function: structural constituent of ribosome; RNA binding. The record is from RefSeq and is a predicted model, not a curated record. NCBI's taxonomy places the organism in Eukaryota, Viridiplantae, Streptophyta, Magnoliopsida, Fabales, Fabaceae.